UUGUCCUCGAGCAGUUUCUCUGGCCUGCCAAUAGCUACCGAAUACGACUACCACGUUGUGGCCCAUACCGGUACCGGUACCCAGGUCGGCCGACCUACCGCAAGGGAAAAGAACGAGAUACAGUAAAAUAUCCCCACCUGAAUGGUGACCCUUUCCAUGUGUGUCUAAUGGGCGCGAGGCCAUCAACGUGGUGUGAGACGAAGAGGAACCGCUGGCGAGAUGCAUCCCGGGCCACAUUCAACUGCAAUCCAUCUUUGGCCAUCGAUCUCCCGUUGGUGUCUAUCUAGCUAUAGCUACUAGCUAGCUAGGAGCAAAUGUAUAGCUACUGGCAGUAGCUAUUGCAAUAGUGGAGAUAGCUCGUGUCACGUCCACGACGAGGGUGCAGAAUCAUGAGGCGAACAGCAACGGGUAACACGGCAACUCGGAACAUCAUGGUGCGAAAGAAACUCACAGUGGGAAUGAAUCUUUGAAAUUUUGGCAAAAGAUUUGUGUCCAACGGCCACCGGACACGACGAAAGAGUUGCGUCCCAUCAACCUACUAGUCUACCAGGUGCUGAUACCCAACAACGAAAUUGGCUGUGAUCAUUAAAAAAUUUGGAACUUCGAAAACUAACCCUUUUGUUGUCAAGGGUAUCUGGCCUUGGAUAAUUAGGCCAUCGAGUUUCUAAAAGUUCAGCGGCACAUCGACCCACUUAGCUUUCCACACGGUGGUACGCGUUCCGGAUAUCUAAGUAACCUUGGGGACUCUUCAUCUUUCUACUGAGAAUCUAUCCGAUAGAAGGAGAUCAGUCUCGUGCUCGGCUCAUUCGUCAAUCGUCACCACCAUGAACGGCCAAAAAGACCAGCAGGAAGCGGCUGCUGCCGCCUCCGCGAUGCCAGAACAACUCGUGGAACUCACCAAGAAUAAGGAGCCAAGGGAAGAAGCAGAAGAACCAGAAGAAGAGGUUCGGUCCAUAAACUACCGAAUCAAACUUGCAGCAUCCCUUUGUGCGGUGAUCCUUGUCAUCGUUAUCGUCGUUGUUGUCCUCAUCAUGGGAAACCUUAUACCCGGCUUAAGAUGCACUACCGGUUUCGAUAUGCCUCCCGCCAAUCAAAUCCUGGACAAUGGUUAUGUUCGAGUGGGCGUGGACUAUAACGAAGGCGGAGCCAUUUCCUACGUGGCACCGUCCAACGACCCGCAAAACAACCUGAUCAACGUCUUUGACAAAGGCCGGCACGUCCAAAUGUCUUUUUUCGCGGGACCCCAGAUCUACAAUCCUGAUGGAAAGUGCGACAAGCUGUUCAAUGGAUAUGAGUGGUCCUGGAACCCCAUUGGUGCCGGGGAUGUCGACGGUGGAGUUUCCCAGAUUCUUAACUUUGAACGAUCCGUCGGCCAAAUGUCCAUCCUCACACGACCACUCCAGUGGGCAUGUCACGGUGUCCCUUGCGAAUGUACCUUUGACAAGCACAUUCAAGUCAUUGAUGGGAAUCCCGCCGUCAAGGUCACCGCCACACUCCGGAACGAACGAACCGACGAAUACGAUGAAAACGAAGCAAAAGGUCAGGAAUUACCGGCCGUCUACACCAACGGGGGAUUCCAUCGACUCUUUACGUACCGGGGCGCAUCUCCCUUUGCACCGGGUGAACCGGUGGAAGAGAUACACGCUACCUUUGAAAACCAAUUUUGGGUCCCGGGCUUUUUCCGGGGCACGGAAAACUGGGCCGCCAUGAUCAAUGACGAUGGUUGGGGUCUCGGUGUCAUUAGUCCAGAACAUGAUGGCUUUUUGGGAGGCUUUUCCGAUCCCGGCAAGCGUGGUUGCGGUGGACCUCGAGAUGGACAAGCAGGAUAUAUCGCCGUGGUUGAGAGCUAUGCCUUGCCGAGGGACAUUGUAUUUACCUACGAGUUUUAUCUCGUGGUGGGGACGGUCGACCAGAUUCGGUCCUAUGCUCAGCGGGUCAUGACGGGAGACGAAUCGGCAAUGGGCAACCCUCCUCCCGACGCGGAGAGCAGUCCGGAAAUUGUACCGGUCCCAGAGAUUGUAGCGGUUCCUCUGCCAUUGCCAUUGAACAGCAAUCCAUAGCUAUAGUUAAGCUUUGUAAAGAAAACAUUCAUAGAUCC
Seminavis robusta is the source of this 2098-nucleotide messenger RNA. Lineage: Eukaryota; Bacillariophyta; Bacillariophyceae; Naviculales; Naviculaceae. The record is from the annotation of a GenBank genome assembly.